AGGAAGCGCGUUUAUGUAUCCGUAGUCCAUACAAACUCUGCUGUUAAAACAGGGACGACUAUAGAAAUGCCGCUGGAAAAUUUGGAAGAAGAGGGUUUACCCAAAAACCCAGAUCUGAGGAUAGCACAACUGAAGUUUUUGCUAACUUUAGAUGGACACCGACAAGACGCUGCAGUUAAAAAUGAACUCAUGGAAGCUAUCAAAGAGAACAACAUGGCACCAUAUUAUGAGGCUCUGUGCAAAGAGCUGAAAUGGCAGGUGGAUACCGACCUCCUGAGCAAAAUGAAGAAAGCGAAUGAGGAGGUGCAAAAACGCCUGGAUGAUGUUUUGGAGGACGCGGAGAAGAACCUCGGGGAGAGUGAAAUACGAGAUGCUAUGAUGGCUAAAGCCGAAUAUCUCAUCCGUAUUGGAGAUAAGGAAGGAGCGCUGACUGCUUUUAGAAAGACCUACGACAAGACUGUUGCCCUGGGACAUCGCCUAGAUAUAGUAUUCUACCUGCUUAGAAUCGGUUUGUUUUACAUGGACAGCGACCUCAUAACACGGAACACCGAGAAAGCAAAAAGCCUCAUCGAAGAGGGUGGUGAUUGGGACAGGAGGAACCGUCUGAAGGUGUACCAGGGGCUGUACUGUGUGGCCAUCCGGGACUUCAGGCAGGCAGCCGAGCUCUUCCUGGACACAGUGUCCACCUUCACCUCCUACGAACUCAUGGACUACAAAACGUUCGUCACAUACACUGUGUAUGUUAGCAUGAUUGCGCUGAAGCGACCAGACCUCAGGGAGAAGGUGAUAAAGGGGGCAGAGAUCCUGGAGGUGCUGCACAGCCUGCCAGCAGUGCGCCAGUACUUAUUUUCCCUCUACGAGUGCCGCUACUCUGUGUUCUUUCAGUCCCUGGCUGCAGUGGAGCAGGAGAUGAAAAAAGACUGGCUGUUUGCCCCUCACUACCGCUACUAUGUUAGAGAGAUGCGCAUCCACGCCUACAGCCAGCUUCUGGAGUCCUACCGCUCACUUACGCUGGGCUACAUGGCAGAGGCCUUUGGGGUUAGCACCGAGUUCAUUGACCAGGAACUCUCCCGAUUCAUUGCAGCUGGUCGACUGCAUUGCAAGAUUGAUAAAGUGAAUGAGAUUGUGGAAACAAACAGACCGGACAGCAAGAACUGGCAGUACCAGGAGACUAUAAAGAAGGGAGACCUUCUACUGAACAGAGUCCAGAAACUGUCCAGGGUGAUCAACAUGUAAUAGAAAGUAUGCCAGGUUGUUCCCUGAGAUUUAUGGGUAAAGUGAUGCUUAUGUUAUAGUUCGUCUGGAAGAAAUACUCCCUGAUUAAGCGUUUAAAUGUAUAUAAUAAAAGUUCUUUUCACAAAAAGUCCACAUUUUUCAUGACAUUCAAAUAUAUGGCUAUUUUGAAGACAUCCUUUUGGGGGUAGAGUUUAACUUUGUUUUUUACAGCAUAGGGCACAUCAAACAUGGCAAUUUUACAAUGACCAGUAUUGCUCUAUGUACAGAUUUAUUCCUGAUCAUCUUUUGCAAUUUCAUCUGUUGUCACUUUGCUGACAGUGGUUGUCUUGCAACACCUGGCCCUUGAGUGUUCAGUAUGCUGUAGCAGAACUGUAUUGGUGUUCUUAAGUAACUAUCCAGAUUACAAUAAAUCAUUUCUGGUAGUUGCUGUACAUUUAAUCUUUGAGGCAGGUUCAUGCCAUUGUGAAUUCUGCAUUGUAUUCAGAUUUCCUGUAUUUACCAAGAGCUCCAGUUUGAAACAAGAGUUGAAGAAAAUUAAUUCAGCUGCUAACUGCAGCUAAAAGAUACUUUUUUGGUUUUCUUUUUUAGUAUUUAUCAUUGUUACAACCAUGUAGUCAUUUUAUGGUAAACAGUUGUCCAUACUUUCCCACAUCAAUAUUUUUUGUUUAUAAAAUAAAAGUUAAA
Megalops cyprinoides (Indo-Pacific tarpon) is the source of this 1920-nucleotide messenger RNA. It is a transcript of the gene psmd6, whose product is annotated as proteasome 26S subunit, non-ATPase 6. The record is from RefSeq and is a predicted model, not a curated record. The coding region runs from base 67 to 1236 and encodes 389 amino acids. The transcript has 8 exons. Gene Ontology annotation, cellular component: proteasome regulatory particle. Gene Ontology annotation, biological process: proteasome-mediated ubiquitin-dependent protein catabolic process. Gene Ontology annotation, molecular function: protein binding. NCBI's taxonomy places the organism in Eukaryota, Metazoa, Chordata, Actinopteri, Elopiformes, Megalopidae.